AUGGCAGCGACAGAUGCUACGGUGGCACACUUGUCGGACAAAUGGGCAGAUAUUGUACUGGAGGAUGAGGACGCCGGUGUUGAGGCGCCGGUGGACGACGGUGGGGCAGGAGCAGUAGCGGAAUCGUGGGUGUUGGUAGGACGAUUCUUGACGCAACGGGUGAUUAAGGUUGAGUAUAUGAGACAAGUUAUGGCCUCGGCAUGGAAACCGGUGAGUGGUGUGCAUAUCACGGAGCUCCAACCCAAUCUUUUUCAGUUCGUGUUCCAUCACAGAACGGAUGUCCAGCGAGUCUUGGAUGAGGGGCCGUGGUCCUUUGAGAAUUGUACGCUGUUGUGUAGGGAGGUGAAGGAUGGCCAGUUGCCGGAAGCCACGGUGCUUGAUACGGUUGAGCUAUGGGUGCAGGUGUAUAACCUGCCGGUUGGAUAUAAUACGAUACCGGUGCUAGAACAAACGGGGAAGUUUUUGGGGAAGUUUCUUAAGGUGGAUGAACGACAGAUCAAGGGGCCUCUUAAAGCGUUUUACCGAGUUAGGGUUUCUAUGCCAGUGGAUAAACCGUUGAAAAGAAGGAUGAAAUUAAUUCGCCGGGACAAAUCAUGGGGAUGGGUGAAUUUCAAGUAUGAGAGGUUGCAUACUUUCUGCUUUUUCUGUGGUCUUUUGGGGCAUUCGGAAAAAUUUUGCUUGAAAGCUAGGAACUCAACGAUGGCACCCGAGCAGUAUCCGUAUGGUUUGUGGAUGCGAGCGGGUCACGCAAGGGGACCACGACUAAUCGGGGAACCCUGGUUACUCUCAUCUGAGGACCCGCCGGCUAGGAGUCAGGAACCGGAAAAUCCGACCAUAAAUGAGCAGGUACACCGCCAAACUGAGGAGGAGGAUGGAGUAACGGCAUUGACUAAACGCCGCAGGCAGGAUGAUGGGAAUGAGAAUAGAGGGGAACAGUUGACCGGUAUGGAUGUUAAUAUGGCAGACAGUUCAAAAAACUUGACACAGGCGGGCUCUGGUUCCCAGACCCGCCCACAACAAUGA
Messenger RNA from Ipomoea nil (Japanese morning glory), 1023 nucleotides. RefSeq lists its product as uncharacterized. NCBI's taxonomy places the organism in Eukaryota, Viridiplantae, Streptophyta, Magnoliopsida, Solanales, Convolvulaceae. The record is from RefSeq and is a predicted model, not a curated record. The coding region runs from base 1 to 1023 and encodes 340 amino acids. The transcript has a single exon.